ACACCGUAGUAGGUUUUACAAUUUUCCAAGUGUUAUCAUAAGCGCGGUGAGAGUCAGUUUCAAACUUCUCUCAAUGGGGCGUCGCGACGCCAUUCGCUCGGAGUAUAACAAUUUCCAACUGCACCGGAAAUGCCCGGAGCCGAGUUGCAUCAUGAGAGCCGUUUCUGUUUGCUUUGCACCAUGAACUCCAAUAACCUGUUGGUCCAAUUAUUAUUGAAAUUGCACUACUGGGGAGAAGUUGUUUUUUAAGUUCUGGGACCUAUCUUUGGUAAACCAUUCGUAGCAAAACAGUCAAACCGGAAGGAUGACAACGUGUCGUCUGUGCCUCCAGGAUUUGGAUCACUUGGUGGAUGGAAAUGGAUACACCAUACAUAAAAUACAGAAUCAAAUCAGUGCCGUGUUCAAGUUUGAGAUAAUUACCGAUCCACGAUUAUCCGAAGCAGUUUGUUCCUGUUGUAUUGCCUUGAUUGAACAAUUCUACAAUUAUGUUGAAAACGUGCACCAAAAUCAGCUGCAGCUUUAUGCGCAGUUGAACAAGAAUUGUCUGCUAGCUUCCUCUGAAACUACGGAACGAAACUCUAUUGAUGUUAAAGACGGGGGUUCCGAAUCACCACCACCACCUCCAGGAACACCGGAUGGACCGUCAUCUUCGUCUUCCUCGGAAAAUCGUCAUGGAACUCAAGCAUCGGAGUCCCCAAAAGUGGAAGAACAAACGAAAGGAAAAGCUUCGGUCACCAACAAGAGUCGAUUUCAGAAAAACCUCAUCAGUCGACAUUUGAACAUGAGCUGUGACAUUUGCAAGCAAGACAUGUAUACGUACACGAAGUUGGAGAGUCACUUCAAAAAGUGUCACGGAGGCAGGUGCUACAUCAUAUGCUGUGCCCAGAAGCUGACUACGGAAAACAUGAUCGCUCAACAUCUGGAGAAGCACAUGGUUCGAAGCAAUCUCAACAGUGCGAUGCAGCAGACAUCGAACUGGAAACUGAGGGUGUUCAAGGUCUUCGGUUCGAUAUUGGAGGACUUUGAAGAAGCUUUGGGCGAUUACGAACCGCUGCCAAACAUGGAGCUGGCACUUGAAGGAGAUUCAGCUGAGCAGCAAAAGUUGUACGAUGUUCAAGAUUUCUUGGUUAAGAAGUACUUCCAGCUGAAUUGUGAACUGUGUGACAGCGAACUUGUUGAUCAGGAUGAGCGAAGGCGUCAUUUCCGGCAGCAACAUCCGAAGGAGAAAUAUUUUGUUUCCUGUUGUGGUGAAAGAUUUUCGCAGCGGAUAAGUAUAAUGAGACAUUUGAACAAACACUGGAAGAUGGUUGACAAGGUGGCUCAAGAACAUACCUAUGCCAAGAUUUGUCGCCAGGAGUCCGAAGAUGUACUCCAAAUGAAAGGUGAUUGGAAGCAAAAAUUACGCUCGACCUAUCAUCCGUUGAUGUAUGACUUCCGAGAAGACUUAAUCGAAGGAGGUUAUUCUCCCCCUACCAAGGUCCCUUAUGCUAAGUUCAACGAAAUGCAGAAACAACUUUUUCAAAUGCAGGACUUCCUGAUAGCUAAACAUUGUCCGCUGAAGUGUGAUCUCUGUGGGAUAGAGAUAUCCACCUACAUCGGUCGACGAGAGCACUUUCGAAUAGGUCAUCCAAACCAAUCUCUAUACGUUCAGUGUUGUGGAAAGAAAAUCUCUACCAGAUAUCGAAUAAUACUACACCUGGUACGUCAUAGGGAAGGAUUACCGAGUGCAACUGCGGAGAAAUUUGCGCCUAGAGAUAUACCCAACAAAGCAGAUCAGGACGAGGCUCUUAUCGAGAAAUUCUUCCAAAUGGAUUGCGAAUUAUGUGAUUACGGAGGAUCUUCCUACACAGAUCUUAAAGACCACUUCAAGGAGCACCACCGCAAUGAGAAAUUCUUCAUCACCUGUUGCAACCGUCAGUUAACCAGCAAACACCACAUCAUGGAGCACAUAGCAUUUCACCAGAAGCCGGGAACCAUAAAAUGUGAUCACUGUGAGGCGACAUUCUUCAGCGAGCGAUGCUGCAUUGCGCACAUCAAACGGAAGCACGGCACCAAGGAGGAGAAACUCUUCCAGUGUCCACACUGUCCGGAAGUUUUUGACUCCCGAAACCAUCUGGUGCUGCACAGUUACAAACACGAAAUGGCCCGAUGUGAUAUUUGCGGUGUGGAAAUGAAUGCUCGGCAGCUAAGGGUGCACCGGAUUAAUGUUCACAAGUUGGGUGAGGAAGUGGUUUGUAACAUGUGCGCCAAAGUGUUUCACUCUAAGCCAGCUUACAAUCGGCACUAUCGGGUGGUUCAUUUGGGUAUCAAAAAGAAGAGCAAAAAGAAAUGCAAAGCUCAGAAACGGAGUCUUUCGCCCAAGUAUGACGGAUCCGAGUUAGGGUUGAGCUCCAAUGAUUCCAUUAUUCCCGAUACGAUGGCUGUGCAAUUUUUAAAUGGUUGAUAGUAUAAUAGUUUAAAUAUUUUUAUUUCCUUAGAUGGACUUAAGGAAAGAGAAUGGUAGCUCCAGAAUAACAACAAAACCGAAAUUUCAUUUACCGGAAGAACCAUUUAUCGGACUACUAUUUACCAGCACUAUUUACCGAAAUUUCAUUUUCCCGACUAUGUAUACCAUUUAUUGGGAAACCAUACAUACCAGACUAUUCCAUUUACCGGAAAUCCGUUUCAGAAACUACUAUUUACCAGAUUUUAGCAGUUCCAAUAAAAGGAAUUCCAUCAAAUAGAUACAACCAAUCCAGUGAUAUUGACUGGGGUAAGUUGACAUUUCUCGUAAAUUUUCAGAAUA
This is a messenger RNA of Uranotaenia lowii, 2785 nucleotides long. RefSeq names its product zinc finger protein 569-like. NCBI's taxonomy places the organism in Eukaryota, Metazoa, Arthropoda, Insecta, Diptera, Culicidae. Gene Ontology annotation, molecular function: DNA-binding transcription factor activity; zinc ion binding. Bases 305 to 2443 code for a protein of 712 amino acids. The transcript is spliced from 2 exons. The record is from RefSeq and is a predicted model, not a curated record. Gene Ontology annotation, cellular component: nucleus.